UAAAGCGCUGUUGUGUGUUUGUCACGCCUUUGUGCAGAAAUCCCUCCACCUUGUCACCACUAAGACCACAGUUCGUGUUUAGCGAGGAAACAGAAUGAAGAGGAAGCUGCUCAUCGACGUUGACACUGGGGUCGAUGACGCUCAGUCCAUCAUGCUUGCCCUCGCCUCCCCUGACGUGGAGGUUUUGGGGAUCACCUGUUGCCACGGCAACACCAAGCUGGAGAACGUCCUCAAGAACACCCUGCGCGUCCUGAAAGUGUGCAACAGACUGGAUAUUCCGGUCUUCAGGGGCUGCGAGAAGCCCCUGCUGGCCAAAAAAAGAAGUGCAGCAGAUUACCACGGCGCCGACGGGCUGGGGGAGGUCCCAGAUCCAAAUGCCCCGAGCCUGGAGCUGCUGCAGAAGAAGAAUGCCGUAAACGCCAUGAUCAAAAUCGCAAAAGAGAACUCUGGAGAGGUGACCCUGGUGGCCACGGCCCCCCUCACCAACCUGGCAGUGGCCGUGGAGUUGGACCCUUCAUUCCCGAAGCACUUGAAGGCCCUCUACAUUAUGGGAGGAAACACUGAGUCCAGAGGCAACACCACGGUGUGCGGAGAGUUCAACUUUGUCGCCGACCCAGAGGCGGCGCACAUCGUGCUGGACCGCUUCACCUGCCCCAUCUCCAUCGCCUGCUGGGAAUUCUGCUGCAUGCGCAGCCUCCCGUGGUCCUUUGUGGAUGAGUGGUUCUCCCGCAAAACAGAAAAGGCCAAGUUUUUAAAGGAGAUUUCUGCUCUUUCCAUGAAGAAAGCUCGAUCCCCAGAGUACGAAAAGGAGAUCACCGCAGGAAAAGGCUUCAACCCCUGUGACCUGUUCGCCAUGGCUGCAGCCGUGGACGACACCUUCAUCACGGAGAGCGAGCAGGUUGCGGUGACGGUGGAGCUGAUGGGAGCCCACACGCGAGGGAUGAUGGUGCUGGACUACAUGGAGCUGCUGGAGAAGAAACACAAGGCCUCCAUCAUCAAAAACGUGGACUCUGAGAAGUUGAAGAAAAUGCUGAUGAGUGCUGUGAUGUAGGGCCGAACAAUAAAUGACAGAUUUCUUGGUCCC
This is a messenger RNA of Oryzias latipes (Japanese medaka), 1084 nucleotides long. RefSeq names its product nucleoside hydrolase. Gene Ontology annotation, molecular function: hydrolase activity, hydrolyzing N-glycosyl compounds. The record is from RefSeq and is a predicted model, not a curated record. Lineage: Eukaryota; Metazoa; Chordata; Actinopteri; Beloniformes; Adrianichthyidae.